AUGGCAGCCGUUCACGUCGACGUUCAGGCGCCCCAGGCUGAGUUCACUCAGCUGCGCACGCCCGAUGUGGCGGCCAAGUGCUACUGGACCACCUCCAUUUUCGAAGGAAGUCCCCUCACCUUCCGCGUUGUCGACGACGCGGAGAUGACGCCGGUGGAUGGCACCGUGUACCUGAACGCGCGUCUGCAGGAGAUGCACAAGCAGCUGCAAAACGCGUGCGUCCACCGCGCCGCCGAGCUAGCCUACCGCUCUCUCUUUGUAGAAAUUAGUCUUCUCGACGAUCCACUGGCGGUGCCGGGUGCUGCGGACUGCGCCGUGGAUCUUUGGCUGCCGCUGCACGUGGCGCUCAUGACAGGCAACAAGUCAGCCGUGCAGACUCUCCUGCAAUUCCACGUAGAGCACGCCGUGGACGCCAUGACCUGCUUCGCCAACACACCGAGUAAGGUGCGUACCGAAAAGGAGAUGGAGGGCACUGCGACGUCGGAGGACUCGCCGGUGCAGCUCAGAAUUGGGCUGGAUGUCGGGGAGGCGGAGGCAGACAACGUGCGCGGCAGCGUCGGUGAGGCAGCAUCAGCAGCAGCAGCGGCAGCACCAACAGCCCUCACCGGCUUCACUUUAGGUGACCCAAUUCUGGAGUGUCAGGUCCGUCGGGAGUUGGGAGGAGCGGUUGUCCUUCUUGGCCACUUCGACGGCCGCAUUCGCUACUCCUCCUCGGCGGCGGUGCGCAAGAGUCGGGCGCCGAGCCCGGUGCGGUCCGCCGGUGACAACAGUGCCUCCUCCGUCCCCACGCCCGUCAACGGCAUCAACAAUAACGACGCCAACGUCAACUCCGCUGCGCCGCCGGUGCUGCUGGGACCCGCCGAGGACCUGCUCGUGCAGAGCGUAAUGGAGUACAACGAGGAACUCUUAAAAGAGGAGAACUCCUUAUUCGAGGAACGCGGGGAGGAGUACUGUUUGAUGAACGUGCUGACGGCGCUGCGUCCGCUUCUGCAGAGUGUGGUGCUGGAGAUCGAGCGGCGGUGGCAAGGGGCGCUUCCAAGGAGCAAGAAGACACCACUUCCUUUCCCUGCGGAUGUCGCGGAGCCCGCCGUCGACCUCCUGCGUGACUUCUGCGUGAGUCUGAGUGGGCUGCCGCAGCACCCACCGCUGCUCGUCGACAACAACCUACUCUUCGACCUCUGCCACCACGGCGACCUGACGCUCCUCUCAAAGGUACUGGACGUGUUUGAGGGGGCCCUCGCCCCGGUCCUGCGCGGUCAGGCCCUCCUUACCGACCGCCAUAACGGCGGCAGCGGCAACAGCACUGCAGGGGGGAUGCCCACCACCCCGAAGUUGCACGUCGCCGCCUCCGCCAGCCGCGAUCCCUCGCCGCACCUGUCGAGCUUCAGCGCCGCCCCGGGCUCCCUCCUCGCCGCGAGCUGCAUCAGCACCAAUUCCACCGCUGCCCACCGCCCCCUCGCCCAAGUCCGCAGCAGCCACAGCGUCACCGGCACCCCGCGGGGCGGCAGCAUCGGCCACCACCUGUGCCACCCACCGACCCCCACCUCAUUCUGGUGGAGCUGCCGGCCGCAGCAGGUACAUCAGCUCGCGUUUACGGCUCUGUGGAUCGGGUGCCGCGAGUCGGUGGAGGAGAGCAGCGGCAGCGGCCGCCGCCGUCGCGCCGUCUCCAUCUCGACAGAGAACCGCGUGAUGAUGGCGACGGUCCGGCAGCUGGUGGAAUCGCGAGUGGCGGCGCAGAAGCUGAGCUCGAUGAUCUGGUCUGGACACCUCGUCACCAUCGCGAAGCUGCUGUCGCGGGACUGCACGCUGGAGGACUUUAUAGACUUUGUGGAGGAGGGUGGAUACUUCAACUUUGCUGCCUCGAGCGGCUUCAGCGGGCCUUUUUUGUCGGUGCUCGUGUCUGGUGUGAUGGUGGCGGCCGCGGUGCGCGAUGCGGCGACGGUGCGGGUGCUGCGCCACAAGGUGGAGACGCUGUUGGCGGACGUCCCGGGUCGGUCCUCGCCGCUGCGCUCCUACGUGAUGGGCAAAGCGCUCACACACACGGAGCGCUUCUCAGAGCUGUGGCUGGACGCCGGCAGCAACCGCGGCGACGACGGCGGCGGUACUUCUCCGGCGGAUGGGACAUCGAUGCGUGCGAGUCGUCUGCCGCACAAAUUUCGUACGCGGGUGGAGCUGCUGUACUACGCGGUGGUGGAGCAGGUGCUGGAGGCGGCCGAGGAGGCGUGGACGCAGGAGCCGGAGGACGGGCCAGCCGGCGCCGCCCCCACCUCCCUCUGGGUCUCCGGCUCUACGAAAGAGGAGGCCCAGGCCGCCCUGCAGAACUGGCUGCUCAUGUGGACGAACUUCUUCACGGGCCUGCGUGACCGCCCGGACCACCGACGCAGCCCCAGCUUCAGCAGCACUUCCUCGCAGGUCUCGAGGGGGGAGCAGCAGCAGCAGAGCAACAACAGCAGUACGGACGGCCCCUUUAGCAAGGAGAAGAAGAACAAGCCACGUCCGCAGCCCCCCGCCGCACCGUCGAUCCACGACGUGAUGACCACCACUGCAGACGACGUCCUCGGCGAUGACACGAACGAAGUCGUCGAGACGGUUCGCCGGAUGUGUCGCGCACUGAUCAGCCGACUCGAGACGGGCAACGCCCCGCUGCCGGCGCUGCACCGUGCCCUCUACCCGAACGGCGUGAACGACGCGGACGGCGGCGCGUCGGGCUCGGCCACCCCUGCCCAGGUGGACAAGGCCCUCCCGAUGUCCUCCAUCGAUCAGGACUUUACCUCCGCCACGCGUGCGUUUGGCGACAUGGCGGCCAAGGAGAGUCAAGAGGUGCAGCUGAAGUUUUACGGGCUCUACAAGCAGGCAACGAAGGGCGACGUGGACGUUAGCCGGCCCGGUUUCUUUGACUACGCUGGACGGGCGAAGUGGGACGCGUGGUCGAAGCUGAAGGGCAUGAGUCUGCUCGAUGCGAAGCGAGCUUACGUGAAUGAGUACAAGAUGAUGAUCGACCUGCGGAAGUCGAACAAAUAA
This is a messenger RNA of Leptomonas pyrrhocoris, 3021 nucleotides long. Its product is annotated as putative acyl-CoA binding protein. NCBI's taxonomy places the organism in Eukaryota, Euglenozoa, Kinetoplastea, Trypanosomatida, Trypanosomatidae. Gene Ontology annotation, molecular function: fatty-acyl-CoA binding. The transcript has a single exon. The record is from RefSeq and is a predicted model, not a curated record. Bases 1 to 3021 code for a protein of 1006 amino acids. Gene Ontology annotation, biological process: fatty acid metabolic process.